Zootermopsis nevadensis is the source of this 5273-nucleotide messenger RNA. NCBI's taxonomy places the organism in Eukaryota, Metazoa, Arthropoda, Insecta, Blattodea, Termopsidae. The record is from RefSeq and is a predicted model, not a curated record.
UCCAGAACACAGGGAACAAAUGAACCUGGCAACAGCAUUCCUUGAUGCAUCUGAUAUCUAUGGGAGUACUGAAGAUGCUGUAAAGUCACUACGCACUCUGAAUGGGGGACGUGUUACCCUAGAUGUCUGCUCAAGGUGUCAUGAGGCGUCCGGUGUUGGAACACUUUAUGCUACAUUGCUGAGGGAACACAAUCGAGUGGCCAUAGAACUGGCAUUACUGAACGAGCACUGGGAUGAUGAGACUCUGUUCCAAGAAGCACGACGCAUUAUCAUAGCACAGAUACAACAUAUAACAUACAAAGAGUUCCUGCCAACAUUGCUUGGAGAGGUUACCACCGAGAUGCCAGAACUGAAACUGAAGGACCAGGGCUAUUACAUGGGAUACUCCAGUUCAAACCAAGCAGGGACAUUUAAUGGUGUUGCUAUGUCUGCACUGCAAGUGUUCCUCUCCAUGAUUCCACCUGAGCUAGACAACAACACGCACAUGGCUGAAUACCUGCACAUGGUACAGUUAACACUGAGAACCCCAGCACAGCAGCCCAGUCUACACAUAGCUCCUGCUCUGAAAGAUGGAACAGAAAGAGGAGCACUUCUUGUGCACAUUGGACGUGACCAUGGGCUACCAAGUUACCAGCACUGGCUGCAAAAAUGUAACCAUAGCCUCUCACAACCACUCUCUUCCAGUAUGAAAAAAUUACUGCACAGAAUUUACACCAAUACAGAGGAUGUUGAUCUCAUUGUGGGAGGCAUUUUGGAGACCCCCACGUUUGGUGUGGUACUUGGACCGACAUUCACCUGCCUCUUGGUACACCAGUUCAUCAGUGUUCGCAACAGUGAUAGGUUCUGGUAUGAAAAUGAUAUACCUCCAUCAUCAUUUUCACGAGAACAAUUGGCAGAGCUGCGCAAGGUGACAUUGGCUGGACUGCUGUGCAGUAACGUGCCUGGCCUGGACGAAGUGCAGUCCCAAGUGUUUGUGCAGGAGGACCCCUAUCUCAAUGUGCGGAUUGCCUGUUCAUUGCAACCAACCCUUGGCUUGUCUCCAUGGCUUGAGAAGGAUGUAACAAUGAAAAUAUCAAAUGAAAUGUUAAGUCAGGCAGUGGAGAAGGCUGAAACUGAUGUGAAACUACGCAGACAGCGAGAAUAUGAUCUUUGGGCCAAAAAUGGAGGUGUUGAUCCAAAGUCACCCAUUGGAACUGCUGCUGCAUUCAGCAAAGCGAACAAGCAGGCACUUAUGCUGGCCAACACAUCCAUACUGCUUGAGUACACUUCCCAGGAGCUCAUGAUCUCUCUUAAUAAUAUUAGAGCACAGAGACGGAGAAGACAAGCGUUUGAUUCAGGCCGAGACAACAUCCUCAACUUCCCAGUUGAUUCUCUCAAUGAUGACUUCAGUGAUGGUCUACAGAAUGUGGACAUCACUUCUUUUAUAUCAGCCCCACUCACUUCACCUGACUGCAAUUCUCCUGAUGACAGUGGACCUUGUGAUGCACAGUCACAAUUCCGGACUAUCACGGGUCGGUGCAACAGCUUGAGAAACCCAAACUUUGGGAAGUCAAUCUCCACGUUUGCUCGACUCCUGUCACCAGCAUAUGAAGAUGAUGUGAAUCGUCCACGUCUCAACUCCGUGACAGGAAGACCCCUACCUUCUCCACGACUUGUGUCUACAAUGAUCCAUGCUGAUAUUAGUAACCUGCACAACAGAUACAGUCUCAUGCUGAUGCAGUUUGCUCAGUUCCUUGACCAUGAUAUCACCUUCACACCUGUGCAAAUAGGAUUCUUCGCAUCCAUUCCUGAUUGUCGUGCCUGUGACUCACCUCGCACAGUUCACCCUGAAUGCAUGCCAAUUUCUGUGCCCCGUGGGGACCACUACUAUCCUCAAGUAAACCGCACUACUGGGGAGCAGGUGUGCUUCUCAUUCAUGAGAUCACUCCCAGGACAACAGCAUCUCGGUGCACGUGAGCAGAUCAACCAGAAUUCUGCUUUCCUUGACACAUCUCAAAUAUAUGGGGAGCAUUCCUGUAUGGCCCGAAACUUGAGAAGCUACGGAGGUCGCCUCAAUGUGACACGACACCCUGUCAAAGGGAAAGACUUACUGCCACAGUCUCCGGUCCACCCAGAAUGUAAAGCUCCAUCAGGAUACUGUUUCAUAGCAGGCGAUGGCCGUGCCAGUGAACAGCCUGCCCUCACUGCUAUCCACACACUCUUCAUGCGCGAGCACAACCACCUUGUAGAUGGACUGCAUGUGGUGAAUCCUCACUGGGACGAUGAGCGCCUCUACCAACACGGUCGUCGCAUUUUAACAGCUGUGGCGCAACACAUUACCUACAAUGAGUUUCUACCUCGCAUCUUGGGUUGGAAUGCCAUCAACUUGUAUGAACUGAAACUCAGACCUCAAGGAUAUUACAAAGGAUACAACCCAACAUGCAACCCCAACAUUGUUAAUGAAUUUGCAGCAGCAGCAUUCAGAAUUGGACACAGUUUGCUACGUCCACACAUCCCACGCCUAAGUCCAACAUAUAAGGUGGUUGAUCCCCCAAUCCUCCUUCGAGAUGGCUUCUUCAACCCUGACAUCAUUUAUCAGGUCCAUAUGAUAGAUGAGAUAAUACGAGGUCUGGUGUCCACACCCAUGGAGAACAUGGACCAGUUUGUGACUGGUGAGAUCACAAACCAUUUGUUUGAGGAUCGCCACAUUCCACAUUCAGGGGUUGACCUCAUAGCACUGAACAUUCAAAGAGGUCGUGACCAUGCAAUUCGUCCAUACAAUGACUACCGUGCACUGUGCAACCUGAAACGAGCAAGUGGUUUUGAGGACCUCUCCCGUGAGAUUCCUCCUGAAGUGAUAGUGCGUCUCAAGCAAAUCUACGCAACAGUGGAUGACAUUGACUUGUUCCCUGGUGGCAUGAGUGAACGCCCACUUCAAGGCGGUCUAGUGGGACCAACAUUUGCUUGUAUUAUUGGCAUCCAGUUCAGACAGCUUAGGAAGUGUGAUCGAUUCUGGUAUGAAAAUGAGGACCAGAUCAUCAGGUUCACAGAGGCGCAACUGGGAGAGAUCCGCAAGAUGACGCUGUCCAAGAUCUUAUGUGAGAAUAUGGACAUUCAGUCUGACAUGCAGCGUUCUGCAUUUGAUCAGCCUAGCAAUUUCUUGAACCCCAGAGUUCCCUGCCAUUCACUACCUCAUAUUGACCUUACUGUGUGGAAAGAGACUCCACAAGGCUGUCAGAUUGGAGGCCGUUCUGUAGCUGUCGGAGACUCAGGAUUCCCUACGCCUUGCACGAGCUGCAUCUGCACUGUUGACGGGGCACAGUGUGCAUCACUGCGCAUCACAGACUGUGGUCAGCUCCUGCGUGAAGCAAGCCGUGACGCCAUCCAACGGGAUGAUGUAUGCACAGCACAGUGUGGGUUCUUGCUACAGGAUGAUUCACCAAUAUCAUCAGGUCAAGACAGUCUAGACAUCGUGUUCACCACAACUUUGCCUCCAUCCAUCCCACUGGACUCUCGGGCCCGCAAUUCGCCAAACACUGCACUAGUGCCACCACUGCCAGUGCUACAACUCCCACCUCGCAGGUCCCAGAGAACACAACAACCAAAUGCAUUUGGAGGAGGAUUCAGACAAGUGUCUGAUCUCUCACGCUUCCUUGGCUGAAUAACUCAUAUGUGUAACUAUAAAUCAGGGACAGUUACAUCUUGUUACCAUUCCUAUAAGGGAAAAGCCCCAACACAGGACUGAAAACAUACCUACAAGUGUCAGCAUAGUAACACUGCUGAAUCAGUCAACUACGAUUGAGUUAAUGUAAGGUUGUUGCUAAUGCAAUUUGUUUUGCAGUUAUAUUUCCCAUUCCAUACAAAUGUCAUUGAGUUUCCCUCCUCUUAAUGAAGUCAUGACUCAGUCACAACGCAAACUAGCAGGCACAAUAUCACAAAACAUUCACAGAAGAGGCAUUCAACACAGAGAAAUCUGGAAUUAAAUUCAUAUUGUCUAUUCAGUGAAGUCAUCUUGGGCAAUCAACCUCAUGAGAAUGGAGUGGAUAUCAGCUUCAUGCUCACACAACUGACACCGAUGUGUCUUUCUUUGUAUAUUCAGACCUUUUAUGCUGCAUUUUGUGCAAAUGGUAAUGGAUGUUGAGAAGAAAUUUUAUUGCUUUAUAUUUUUCAGUUAAAGUGAUGCAGCACUUCUGUAAAUAUUUGGUGAAUAUGUACUGAGUUAUGAGAUGAAAGAAUGGAUCCACAUUUGUUCCUUAAAGUUUCACUGAGCAAACUCAAUGACAAUAUAUCUACGUAUGUGGAUUAACAGCAAAAUGUAGUUUGGUGGUAGCUUCCUACCGUAAGAUACAGCUACCAGUACUUCACUGUGCCAUAGAUGUCUCCUGAAUGGGGAACAAAGAUAUGAGAAGGGCCUUCACAGGACUAACAAGCAUGAUUCAGUUCUGUGUUAUGAAGCAUUGGAAUUCUACCUGAUCCAUCAGAUUAAUAGGUUAUGGUAGUCUACCCUUCAGAAUUGUUUCAUUACAGUAUUUCCAUACUAAUCCCACUACUGAGAACCAAAUUCUGUGAGAAGCAAUAUUAAAAUUAUGUACUUUCUACUUUAUAACAUCAUGAAGAUGGUUGUCUUCUGGGUUAUAGAGAUAUGUAGUCUGGUAGUACAUUUCAGAGGACCUUCCUGCCUCCAUAUCAGGGCAAUGAUGUUGGAAGCAGCAAUGUCCUCUGAAACCAGACUACAUGGUGUUACAACCCAGAAGACAGCCAUAUUUAUCUCACCACCAUAAGAACCUAAAAUCAUACUUAUAACAUCAUAUACUGCUUGUAAAUUAGAAUAUAAUAAUUACAUUUCAAAACUUGCAUAGAAACUUAGGAAUAAAAAUAAUGGUAGCAAUGUUGGAUUUCCAUGUGCAAUUUCAUAUUGAGAGGAAGAUAUGGGUAAACUCCUGCCUCAUAAUGCAGCUCUGAACAUGUGACCCUUAAUGUGUGAGAAUCCAUCAGAGAUUAGUGCAGUGAUAUUAUAAGUUACCCACACAAAUUAUACUGAAACCUAGUGUUAAGUUAGGAACUGUAACUUUUAUCGCAAUGAAUUAUCAUCCAUGUUGCAAGAUUUUAAUAUAGAUGCUUUGUGUGAUGUAUCAUUUUGUAUGCUGUAUGUAAAUUUGCUCUAUAUACUGUAUCAGCGCUCAGAGACAUCAACAUUUACUAUCAGACUGUUAUACAAAAACAAAAUAUUUAUUGUGUUGUAAAAUAUUCUCAUUAGGGAAAAAUGUUUUAUAAAAUAAAAUAUUUAAACUCAA